Recurvomyces mirabilis is the source of this 1611-nucleotide messenger RNA. RefSeq lists its product as uncharacterized. The transcript has 2 exons. Gene Ontology annotation, cellular component: lipid droplet. The record is from RefSeq and is a predicted model, not a curated record. NCBI's taxonomy places the organism in Eukaryota, Fungi, Ascomycota, Dothideomycetes, Mycosphaerellales, Teratosphaeriaceae. Bases 1 to 1611 code for a protein of 536 amino acids.
AUGGCUUCGCAUGACGCGCCACCAAUAGCAGCGCUGUUCCGAGUCAUCUUCGACCAAAAGGUAGGCUACACCAUCGCCUGGCAACGGACACUACCCGAUCUUGAUCUCUCCGGCGUGGAAUUCAGAUCACUGCCAUCUGGACUACAUGGAGUGAAGAAAGACAUUGUAUACUUCGUCCAUGGCGAUGGACAGUAUGCCGGCAUCAGUGCCUUUGCCCAGGACGUCGCAGACGAAUCCCAUCGGAACGCCUUCUUCUGUGCGGUCGGUGUGCUGGUUCCACUCAACGGGACCCAGCUGGGGAAGAGCUGGCUACACGCGUCUGGUCUACGGGAGCUGGCGCGGCAGCAACUUAAGCAUGGUCAAGACAAUCGAGUCAUUGAGUUGUACUGGAAGAACCAUAGGGCAGACAAUGGCACCUCGGGACAAUCUGCCUCGCCAGAGCAAAGUAGACGAUCAUCCGGUGCCGGGAUGAAAAAGAAGAGAGCGGUGUCGAAUGCCACGGAAGGCCUUCAUAUCGGCGAUGGCAAGGCUACAGACCACCCUGCCCUGCACAUGCACGAUUUCCUGGAAACCUUUGGACCUUUGAUCUUUCCAAUCUAUCGUGCAGCUCUGUCACGACAGCGCAUCCUCCUGCUUGGCUCCCCUCCUGUUCAGCAAAGCUGCAGCACCGUCUACAUUCUCUCCAUCCUCUCCAGUAUAACCCACGCUGCAGCAGAUGCGCUACAGCCUGAUGCCGUAGAUGAGCUGGCCAGAACUGAGAGCCUGUUCAGCAUUGGUAUUGCGGACAUGACCACACUCACAAGCAGAUCCGGUGCCAAUGGAUAUGUGGCUACGACUACAGAUGACAUUCUAGGAGAGAAGAAGACGCUGUAUGAUCUGCUAGUAGAGCUUCCGCCAGCGAGUCCGGGGUCGAAGCGGCGCUGGCCACGACUAUCCACAUCGGAAGGUAAGAUCAUCAGAGCUAGUCAGCGCGAUCUGCGCAGGUAUAGACUUCUGCGAGAAGAGCUGCGCCGCCUAGGCAUUUUACAGAGCGACCACCAUGAUGGAGCCGAGGACGCAUUGCUAGUGGAGACAAAUUCUGCAACCAACGACGUUCAGCACGAUGAGAGUGAGAUUGUCGAGCCUGUCAGCUGGACUGCCGCAGCAUACAACGCAGCAAUCUGGUGGGCAUCAGCCGGCGCCAAUCAUCUUGACAACGAAGCAGAAGAAGAGCUGCUCCUUGAGCAAGAACUUCUAGCAGAGCUUCCAGAGAUCCAUGAUGCUCUUUCGACUGACAACAAUACCACAACCCCGACCGCGGACAACAAUCAAGAAGGUCUGAGCUCGAAAGCUGAAACCGCCACUCUACUGACAUCCUACUUCCACCGCCUGACCACCCACAUCAUCACGAGCCUAGCUUCUCUCGUCGACGGCGCCGAUGACGAGACCGAGGCCGGCGUCUCGGAGGAUGCUGUGAGUGUUUCCGCUGAAGAUGUCAGGAACUUGAGUCUGGAUCCUUGGAGUGAGAGCGAUAGGGUAUUUGUUGCUGAGAUGGUGAAGAAGUGGUUUGGGAGGGAGACGGAGGUAGGCAAGGCUGAGGGCUGGACUGUCUGUGGGGUUAGGGUGUGCUGA